AUGCAUACAUCUUUACGAAUAUUAUUAGUUACAAUUAUUUGUCAUUGUAAUCCUGCAAAUCCUUUGCAACUUUUCGAAGAUUUCAAAGAAAAUAUGAUUGAAGAUUUUAUUCAACAAGGAAACAGUGUAGAAAAAGUUCUAAAAUUAUGCGUUAAUAAUAUACGAACGCAAAUUCAACAGGAUGGUUUCGAUUUUAAUCAAUUUUUACCGUUACCUAAUUUCGAAGAUAUUUUAGAUCACGAAGAUAAUUUAAUUAAUUGUAUUGUUAAUAGUAAUCAUUUAUCAUGGAAUGAUCUUAAUACUGAUCAACUUUUAGCUGCGGAUACUAUUUUAAAAUCGAUAGUCGGUUUGAACUCGCAGAAAUGUUUUUAUUUAGACGGGCCCGGUGAAAGCGGAAAAACGUUUUUGUAUCGUACCCUAAUUCAGAAAGUUAAUCUCAUUGACCUUUCUACUGUAAAAUUUCCUAGACUUACUCAAGCCAAAAGAGGGUUUUUAAAAUCGAUAGAUUUGCUUAUUUGGGAUGAAGCUCGCAUGGCACCAGACACAGCUUUAGAAAUAGUUGAUUUAAUAUUUCAAGAUGUGAUGGGCGUUUAA
This is a messenger RNA of Rotaria sp. Silwood2, 594 nucleotides long. NCBI's taxonomy places the organism in Eukaryota, Metazoa, Rotifera, Eurotatoria, Philodinida, Philodinidae. The record is from the annotation of a GenBank genome assembly.